Daldinia vernicosa is the source of this 1392-nucleotide messenger RNA. RefSeq names its product Translin. Gene Ontology annotation, molecular function: sequence-specific DNA binding; RNA binding; RNA endonuclease activity. NCBI's taxonomy places the organism in Eukaryota, Fungi, Ascomycota, Sordariomycetes, Xylariales, Hypoxylaceae. Gene Ontology annotation, cellular component: nucleus; cytoplasm. The record is from RefSeq and is a predicted model, not a curated record. The transcript has 3 exons. The coding region runs from base 91 to 945 and encodes 284 amino acids.
CGUACUUCAUUCAGUACGGCACCUGAUAUACAAUUAGACAUUGUUACAGCUUCCCAAAGGAAUUAAAAAAUUGCCAUAAUAGAGGAAGCAAUGUCUGAAGUAAUUGUCCCCCAGAAUCAGAGCCGAGCUAUGGGUGGUGGCAUUAAGAGAGACCAUCAAGGAAAGGAGAAGGUGGCGGACAGCAGGGCUACUAGGGAUAUGCCUCGCAACCAGUACACUUCCAUGUUCGAGACUUUUCGCGACGAAUUAGACGAGCAUCAUGAUCGCCGUAUGAAAAUUGGGAAGGUUUCUCGAGAUGUCACAGCUCUCAGUAAGAAGAUAAUAUUCUCACUACAACGUGUCCGCAAGCUAAACCAGCCGCUUCCCCCUCGCAUUCAAGCAGACGUCGAUGAACGUCUAAAGGAGAUAGCAGCGCACUUAGCUACCAUCGAGUCUGACGUGACCGGGAUGAACCGCUACCGUUACCCGUUGAUAUGUCUAGAAGAAUUUGUCGAAGCAAUCUCCUUCUCUCAUUAUCUCCAACACCAGAAGCUUCUCUCGCCGUCACAGGCCCAAGAUGCCCUACCAGCUGAUAUAGCACUAACGGCCCCUGACUACCUAUUCGGCAUAUUUGACUUAACCGGCGAGAUGAUGCGCUUCGCGACUGCUGUUACCGCACUAAGCGGAAGCAUGCCGGGGUCAGGCACUAAAGGCUCCGACAAUGACCGGACUAUAUUGAACGAUCUCCAAGAUGUAAGUUCCAUGCUUCAGAUCUGUCCGCCCGCUGGUGGAAAGCCAAACGUCUACGCCAAGAAGUUGGACAUCAUGAUCGAGCAGGUCCGGAAGGUGGAGAUAGUUGGAUACGGUAUCACAGUUCGAGGUAACGAGCGGCCAAAGGGCUGGAUGCCGGAUAUGAACGAGUCUGGCGGGUUUGAGAGGGAUCAGGAGGAUGUGUCUAUGGAUUGAUGCGUCGGUAGCCCCUAUUCGACUCCUACCCAAAGGAACACAGCUACACUAAGACUUUUCUCUGGGCCAGAGGUGUAUAAUCGAUUGCGUUUCCUUACCAGACACCGUCGUCGCCGAGUCGGCAGAGUAGCCAUUGCCAUUCAAUCUGCUUUCCAUCGAAGGAAGGCUGUACGAAGUAGAUGCUGCGUGUUGGGCAUCCUGACUGUUGUUAAUGUUAGUGUGUCCUAUCUCCAUUCGCCCGGUGUAUACCCAUGCAAUAUGUGGUUCUACAUGCACUUCAUCAACGCAUAUCGAACAGGGAGAUCAGGGGGAGCUCCACAUCGUGUGAACCUCAUUUUCCGAGCCCGUGAUUAUUCUAGGUAUUUUUUAUGUUCUUUUUUUUUUAAAAAAAAAAAGAAAGAAAGAAAGAAAAAAGAGGAAAUAAAGGAAGAGAGCUGCCCAAGUAUA